GGCCUGUUUUGCAACUGACGUUCUGCUUGAGCGUGCAGCUUUCAUAACAGUUGAAGUUGAAGGUGCAUCACCGACAUUCCCUCCGCUACAACCCAACGGGUCAACAUCAACUCCACCACGAACCCUAGGCCAACAGUAAUGGGAUUUUCACAGGACCAGGAUCAAUAACCGUCAAUCAUCCGUAAAAUGGGGAACAUGAUGAGGAACUCCGCUCCACCAGACAAAAUCACGGACAUUCAGACAGCAGGGGCAGAAAGUGAUUUUUUGGCCGUUCUUUACGACUACCCCCCGCCUGAUAUCAGCGAGCCGAUAUUUUACUUCGGAGAGAAGCUUCGGGUCAUUUCAGACGAGGGAGGAUGGUGGAGAGUUGUAUCCCUUAAAACAGGUCGCGAAAACUAUAUACCAGCAAAGUGUGUGGCAAAAGUCUUUCAUGGGUGGCUGUUUGAAGGAGUGGGGAGAGAGAAAUCUGAACAACUAUUGCAGCUGCCAGAAAUGAAGACGGGAUCAUUCAUGAUAAGGCAAAGUGAAACAAAAAAAGGAUCCUAUUCAUUAUCUGUCAAACACAGACAAGUGAAACAUUAUAGAAUCUUCCGCUUACCAAACAACUGGUAUUAUAUCUCACCAAGGCUGACCUUCCAGUGUCUGGAGCAUCUGGUAAAUCACUACUCAGAAAGCUCGGAUGGCUUGUGCUGCCUUCUCACCACCCCCUGCCUCACCCAACAGUCUAUAAAUGUCCCAGAUAUAAGACAGGAGGUGCCGGUAAUGAGAAGAAAGAAGCCGUUUAACUGGAAGAGUAUGAAGAGGGUUUCAUUGUCGGCAGAAGAACCGGAUAAUUCUUUGGAGAACGACGACUCGUACCUCAGUUAUGGACUAAGACAAAGCAUCGCCUCGUACCUGUCUUUGGCAGGAGAAGAGAGUUUUGCCAUUGGAAGCGAUGAGCAGAACGGGAAACGGAACCGGAAGAGCUGCAUCUUUUCUAGGAAUAGUGUCAUUUCCAACCGCUCGGGGUACGCGGAAAGUUACGGAUGAGAACAUUACUCCCCUGUUACCCCCAGAUCCUAAUGUGUAAACCAGUGCGCCGGACCUUUAGCAAGUGCCUCCUGUCACUAGAACUCAUUAUGUUGCUCAUAUAGGAAAAAAAACUAUUGCACAAAGUGACACUAGCCAUCCAGGCCACGGAAUUUCAUUCUAUGACCACGGGGUGCCGAAUAUGGUGGUGGAUGCAGGAGUCGAAACGUCAGCCCACUAGAUGAAUCUUAUUAGUUGUGUAAUGAAACGUUUUUUCAAGUUUCUAAUAUACUGUGUGUUUCCAUGAACUCACAUUUUCAAGAUCUCUGCUUGCUGUGAAUGAAACCAUUCUAAUGCACAUACAGGAGCAAGAGUCCUAUCCUGAAAAAGUGCUGGGACAUACCUGAGAGGCUUGCUAUCCAAGAGAGCUCCCCUCCAUGUAGCUGGGUGAGCAGGACUAUGGAAAUUUCUAUUCACUGAUAGCAAGCGAAGAUUAUGAUACAAGUGUUUCCACUUUAUUCACAUAAAAUGAGAAAAUCCCUUUAAAAGUGACUCGACGUCUAUUUUUUAUUUAUUUUUUCCCCAUCAAAUACCAAUUCUGGAGUAUCUUUUCUUAGAGCUCUGCAUUAAACCAUUCCUCUGUUAUUCCUCUAAGAAAUAAAUGAAUAGUUAACAGCUGGGUGUUACCCCUACACUGUUUGUCACUGCAAGCACUGAUUGGUCAAUGUCCGUGAGUGAACUGACGAGCCCCCAAUUGGUAACACCCAGUGGCAAACUUACUAAUUAAUUUCUAGUAGGAGUAUAACAGGAACAGCACGUCAUAGAGGCCUUAUGAAAAGAUGCUGCAGAAUUAGUAAAUCAUUGUAUUUCCAAUGAAAUAACAUCAAAGUCAUCCAGAAUCGUAACUCAUCCUGAAGAAGGUCAAACACCCCAAAACAGCUGUCUGCGCUGGAUAUUGUAUAUGGCUUGGAUAUUUUCCAAGUCUUAAUAGUCAUACACUGACUUAUAGGGCUCCCCUUCCACUAGGUGGCAGUAGUGAGUCCGUUCUCUUUCCCUGGGAGAUACUUUCCCUGGGAUGCAUACUUUUUUCCCCAUGGAGCAUUGCCACUAAGUCGUCAUACGCCACUGGUCUCCUUAAGGAGGACCAGAACCCACCACCCCCCAACAUGAGUUACUAAAAUGGACAAGUCAGGAGAGCGGACAGGUCCACCUUAAAGAGAACUUUUCACCUGGUUUGAGGACACAAAGCCACCAGCAUCCAUUAUGCAGCCGGGCUUCACGAAUCUAACUUUUGGCCUGGCAAAAUUUAGUAAAGAAGCCAAGGACAGAACGACCUGUUUCAUGGCGCUUGUCCAGCACAUCAAGGGUAUACAGCGUGAAGCUAGGUAUACCAUCUUGGCUACAUUGGCGUAGCGGGCAUGCACCUGAUGCCACUGAAGAAGAGUCCCGGACUCCUGAUAAGUUAUGUCUUCAUUUACUGAACUUUGCAGGGCCAGACAGGUUUGAUAGGGGCAGGUUUGGGACCCUAACAUUUGACCCCAGCUGCAUGAGGGCAAACCAGGUGACAGGAUCCCAUUAAGGAGUAUUUCAAUGGGAUGGUUAAGGGCAUUGAAGAAUCUGUCACUGGACAGUCCCCAAUCCCAAAAUAAUGAGAAGGUAGUAAGGGGUGCAUGACCACCUACUAAACCGUCUGCCGAUUCUAAGGGUGAAGGACCUGUGGGCCAUCAUCUGCUGGGUAGAGAUGUACAUAUUGUACUGCAUUGACCAAAGAUCAUGGGAUCGGUCUGGAGACUUUUCUAGAUACAGUAGCAGACAACUUGCCGAUACCCAGAAGGGUUGUCAUUCCCCUGACAGGAGUGAAUAGAGAGGUCUAGUCUACGCAGAAUGCCCACCAAGCCACAGCAGAUGUCCCUUCACCAAAUGACACCAUGCUUCCAUGAGGGAACAAAAUUGAGGACCAAAGAAGCCAAAAACUGGGAAAUGCUCUUCAAUAUUCCAAAACUUCAAAGACUUUCAUUUCAGGCAUUAUACCAUCUAAUCUCAAUUCUUAUAGGUAGGACUCCUAAAAGAAAGAUGACUCUGCUGUUUGGGGUUCAGUUUGACCACGUCAAGAAUAUUUUGGGCAAAUAAAAUGGGGGAGGGGGGCGUUCGGGAUUAGAAACAAACCUGUUUUUCCAAAUACAGUACCAUACCUGUCCACAGGGUGCGUGAGAUAUUGCAGCUCAACUGUAUUCACUUCAGUGGAACUGAGAUGCAAUACUAGACGCAACCCAUAGACAGAUGUGCUUUUCUAAUUCUGGACAACCCCUUUAAAGUAAUCAUCCAGUCCAACCCUAAAACUUGACUUUGCAUGACACAUGUAUAUUAGGAAAGACGACCAACAUGGCACACAAUUACUAGUAUUCUGUGUAUUUAAUAUGUAUAAUAUUUAACCUGUAUGAUUGGUGAUGAAGGACCUCGGGUCAAGGGUCACUGCAGUGGGUUUCAAAAAGAUGACCACCUUAAUGCGUUACAUCAAGAAGUCCAUGGGCUCUCAACAAUUUUGCCUUAUCUGUGCAAACCCAAACCUCCCUCCCCUAGAGUGAGUACCAUUGGCCCAUCUCAGGCCCCCUCCUUCGCUUUCCCAUGAGCAGUCCAAACCUGCAAUGAGCUGUCCCUUCUCUACAGGUGCCACCUGUUGGCAAACAAGACAAACGGGAGCAAAACCUGCACCAUGGACAUAAAAUAGCUGUAGCUUUGCCACGUCCCAGUAAGUGCCCACUUGGCAUAAUGGAAAUGAGUUGGGGAGAUACCCAACUUGAAGACACAUAUGGUGACUAGGGUUGAACAUCAGCCAAAUGGAAAUGGGUUGGAGAGGUAUCCAAUUGGUAGACAGACACGUAUGUUGCCUAGGGUUGGACAGAUUACAAAUACACCUAUCUGAUUCCAUGACGAUGGGUCACACCAGACAUUUUCAUAGCACAAACAUGAGUUUUAAUCCAUGGACAGGAGUUUCCACCAAA
This is a messenger RNA of Bufo bufo (common toad), 4010 nucleotides long. RefSeq names its product Src like adaptor (gene SLA). The record is from RefSeq and is a predicted model, not a curated record. The transcript is spliced from 8 exons. Bases 187 to 1029 code for a protein of 280 amino acids. Gene Ontology annotation, molecular function: protein binding. NCBI's taxonomy places the organism in Eukaryota, Metazoa, Chordata, Amphibia, Anura, Bufonidae.